Messenger RNA from Wasmannia auropunctata (little fire ant), 9246 nucleotides. It is a transcript of the gene shg, whose product is annotated as DE-cadherin. The record is from RefSeq and is a predicted model, not a curated record. Gene Ontology annotation, cellular component: catenin complex; plasma membrane. Gene Ontology annotation, molecular function: cadherin binding; calcium ion binding. The transcript is spliced from 16 exons. Lineage: Eukaryota; Metazoa; Arthropoda; Insecta; Hymenoptera; Formicidae. Bases 504 to 5012 code for a protein of 1502 amino acids. Gene Ontology annotation, biological process: homophilic cell-cell adhesion.
AAGCGAGCGAGCGCGAGGCGAGCAGGCAGGGCGAAGCGAGCGCGUCGCGUCCUCGUAUCGUUCAGUCGGGUAGGCGCGUUUGUACGGCGUACGGCGUCGUUCCUCCGGUGACAUCGCUGCCGUUCGCGGGACGUCUCGACACCGUGAACAGUUGUAUACGCGAGCGCGUGUGUGACGUGUGCCUGGUUUUCCGUUUUCUCCGAUAUCUCGCGAUACAACGAAGAUAGAGCGAGAGAGGGAAUCCGGAAGAAGUAAAUAACAGAGGUGUGUUGUGGGGACACGAUGAGAGGCGCGUGUGGAAAUGAUGUGUAGUGUGAAACCGCGUUGAAACACUUCAAGCACGCGGACCGAAGGAGCAGGUAGCUUCGACGCGCAAGAGGACAGUGCAGGCCAACGGCGCCACAAAGGUGAGGGAUAUACGUGGCGUGGUGUGAUUCCGUCGAGGGACGCCAGACGCUGGACCGCCAUUGGAGGUGGGGGUGGAUUCGGGGACCGUUGACGAGAUGCUGAGAAAAUGCGUCGCGCGGUGGUCCGGGGCGAGGCCCCGGCCUCUCGUCGCACUGCCCACGUCGCCCGUCUUCGUCGCCUGCGUGCUGCUGCUCAGCGGAACUCUCGCACCUGCAACGAGAUUGAGGCACUCGAGACACCUGGACGUGAGAUCGCAGUUCCAGAGCGAGGGUGAAUUAUCGCCCGAUGAAAAUCACAACCACAAGCCGGUGUUUUCCAAUUGCUCGAAUUACGCGCCAGUAGUGGACGAGGAAGUGGAACGUUUCACGUUUGUGAUCCAGGUGCACGCCGAGGAUAAGGAUCCACCCAAGAACGGAGGAACCAUUACGUAUAGUCUCGUGAAAGAUCUUGACAAGAGGAAUUUAAAAUUUGAAAUCGACAAUAAGACGGGUAUCAUCACGACGGCCCAGAUACUCGAUAGGGACGAACCCGCCAGAGAAAGGGAAGUUUAUCUCACGGUGCUCGCAACCGACAAUGGGAAGCCGCAGCUGGAUGACGUGUGCACAUUUAAAGUCGACAUCCUAGACAUCAAUGACAAUCCACCCUUCUUCGACAAAGCGGCAUACGAGGAAUCUGUACCGCAAGAUUUACCAGUGGGUCGCGAGGUCAUGCGAGUCUCCGCGACUGAUAUCGACGAUGGCAUCAACUCCGUUGUACGAUAUGAUUUGAUAGCUAAGAAACAGGAAGAUUCUUCAUACUUUCGGAUCGACCGCGAGACCGGUGUCAUAUUCCUCAACAAAACUAUAGACCGGAGUCCAAAUUCUAAAUUCAGUAUCGUAGCUACCGCCACGGAUACUGGCGAGACCCCGCUGAGCACUGCCAUUGAACUUGACAUACGGGUUGUAGAAUCGCAUAAGAAGGCGCCAGCUUUUCUCCCGAGAUCAGCAGAACCGAUCAAAAUACCGGAGAAUUUUAGCGAUUUCGACGCCAGCAUUAUCCAGCUGAAAGCAGUUUCCAAUAUUGUUAAUUCCAGUAAUUCGGACAAUUCGAAUCUGGUUUUUGAGCUCGUGACUGGUAGAACGGAACAAAGUAACAAGGGAAACACUUUCAGAAUAAUACAGACUAAAAAAGAUAGCAAUGUAGCAGAUAUCAAGUUAUCUCAGCGACUUGAUUACGAGAGUAACACGCAGUACUCGUUAAUAGUGAGAGUACUAAACGAUUAUCAGUUAGCUGCCGAAACGGUGAUCGAUAUUGAAGUUCUAGAUGUAAAUGAUAAUAUUCCGGUCUUCCGUGAUAUUAAAGGAGGAAGCGUGUUAGAAAAUGAGCCCCGAGGAGUCGACGUGAUGCAAGUGCGAGCCAUUGACGCUGAUGGAACUUCUGCUAAUAAUCAGGUCAGCUACGAGUUGGACAGUUACAAGGACCUCUUCGCCAUCGACCCGAUAACUGGCACUAUCACAACGUUAACGUCAUUCGACAGAGAGUUCAAGGAGUUUUAUGUUGUGACAAUAAUAGCGACAGAUAAUUCGCCGAGUGCUUUGUUUAAAACCGGCGAGCACAAUAAGGGACAACAGUAUUUCCGAAUUGUAAUCGCCGAUAAGAACGACAAUCCGCCUCACUUCACUCAGAAAGUGUAUGCCCAUAGUUCGGUUUUAGAAAACGUCCACAUUAACGCGCAAGUAACUGAAGUCACAGCUGUCGAUUCAGAUUCGGAGAGUACUGUCGAAUACAGCAUCAUGUCGGGCAACACCGACGACAGUUUUUACAUCGAUAACUCGGGAAAGAUUCGCGUGCACAAGCAGCUCGAUUAUGAAAAAAUCACCAAGUACAAUUUAACUGUAAGAGCAUUUGACGGUGUGUUCAAUGAUACGGCGCAAGUCGAGAUUUUUAUCGAAAACGUUAAUGAUAAUCAGCCGAUCUUUGAAGAAUUCGACAAGAAUCCGACGAUAAUGGAAGAAAAAUUGGUUGACGGAUGUAUCACCACUGUGAAGGCUUACGAUCCUGAUAUCGAGGACAGGAAGGCUGAUCAGCAUAUUGUUUAUUCCAUCGUUAAGGAAGAGUACCAACCCUUGAUAGGAAUAGACAAAUCUGGCUGUAUGAAAUUGAAAAAGCCGUUAGAUCGUGAUCCACCGAAUGGCUUUUCGACGUGGAUUAUCAGCGUAAUGGCGAGAGACGAGGAUGGUUCAUCUACGGCUCUUCAACAAUCGCAGCAGGUUAAUAUUACUCUCAUAGAUAUAAAUGACAACGCACCGUUCCUCGAUAUGCCUACAGUUAUUUGGGACGAAAAUAAGGCACCCGGCAAAAUAACUGAGUUGAAGGCGCGCGAUUACGACUCCGACGAGAAUGGUCCGCCGUUCGAGUUCAGAAUCGACGAAACCGCGAGCGAUGAAAUUAAAUCUAAGUUUGAAAUACGCGGAAUUUAUUUGUACUCGCUAAUACGGCUUGAUCGGGAAAGUCAGAAGAGUUACGACAUACCGAUCGCGAUCACGGACAGUGGUUCACCGCCUAUGACGGGUACCUCGACGCUCACUGUGAUCAUAGGCGACGAAAAUGACAAUGCUAUGCACGAGGGCUCGAGCUCUAUAUUUGUUUACAAUUACAAAGGAGAAGCUCCUGACACGGAAAUCGGACGCGUUUACGUUAACGAUCCGGAUGAUUGGGAUCUGCCGGACAAAUCUUUCGAGUGGGCCUCUCAGCACGACGGUUUCUCUCUUGAUAAAAGUACCGGCAUGAUUACCUUAUUGUCGGGUACGUCAAAUGACACUUUCGUGUUGAAGUUUAUUGUCACCGAGCAUGGCGUACAUGUUCCAUCGCAUCAAGUAUAUGCCUACGUGAACGUCACUGUCAAAGAACUUCCCGAAGAAGCUGUUGCCAGAUCCGGCUCUAUACGAUUUUAUGGAAUAACGGCGGAGCAAUUCGUGGAACCUGACGAAUCCGGUGUUAGUAAAAAGGAGAUAUUCCAAGAGAAAUUGGCAACUAUGCUGAAUACAUCGGUCGAGAACGUCGACGUGUUCACCGUACUUCAUUCGCCUCAUCAUAACAAUCGAAGCUUACUGGACAUCCGAUUUUCGGCCCAUGGCAGCCCAUAUUACGCUUCUGAAAAGUUGAACACAAUAAUAGCGCAACAUUCAAAAGAAAUUGAGCGGGAGAUGAAAGCGGAUAUUUUACUGAUGAACAUCGACGAAUGUUUAUUCGAGAAGCUUUACUGCAACAAUUCGUGCCGCAACUUCUUGAACACCAGCACCGUUCCAUAUGUCGUCUACACUAAUACCAGCUCGUUUGUUGGUGUUAGGGCGGUCGUAGAUCCGCAGUGCACUUGCCACGUAGCGGAACCCAUCGUCUGCUUGAACGGCGGGACUCCUCUGGCAGAACGAUGCGAGUGCCCGCCUGGUCUAGAAGGGCCGAGAUGCGAACUGUUGGGUAUUGGUUUUCACGGAGACGGCUGGGCUGUAAUUCCGCCGCCUGGUCAAGCCUGCGACGACUCGCAUUUAGGAUUGGAGAUAACGCCACACGUGGAUAAUGGCCUUGUAUUUUAUUUCGGUCCCAUGACUUAUAAUCCGAAGCUUAAAAUUCAGGAUUUCAUGUCUUUGGAACUUCAGCAAGGCUUCGCUGUGUUGUAUAUUGACUAUGGAACGGGAACUGUGAGGCUAGAACACAAACGGAUCAAAUUAACGGACGGAAAGAGCCACAGAAUAGACGUUUACUGGAAGAAAACUUCCAUAGAAAUGAUAGUCGAUAAGUGCGGUAUAUCCGCUUGCAUGAGUCUCACUGCACCGCAAGGCACCAAUGAGUUCUUAAACGUUAACAGCCCGAUGCAAAUAGGUGGUACAUUGUCUAAUCUAGCGCACUUAGCAUCGAAUUUAGGAUGGGAUUACAAACCGACUGAGAAAGGAUUCGUUGGGUGUAUACGCAAUAUGACGUUCAAUGGAAAUACGUACAACUUAGGCAUGCCGUCACUGUCCAGAAACGCCGAUCCUGGCUGCAAUCACGGCAUGGCAAAGGCAAUCUCAUUCGGAAUUGACAUGAACUUUCUAGUAGCUAUUUUGGUUUGCGUAUUGAUAUUGUUAAUAUUGCUCGUCGCGGUAGUCGUGCACAGGAGAAAGACGGAUGAUCUGUAUAAAGAUAUGGACGAUAUCAGAGAAAAUAUUAUUAAUUACGAGGACGAAGGUGGCGGUGAGGUUGACACGGGUUAUGACUUAAACGUGUUGAGAGCCAUUUACGACGCGCCACCCAUUGAUUCGAAGAUAGCUCCAGUCGGCCUACAGGGUAGAGGAACCGACGAAGUUCCAGACAUUUGUGGCUUCCUAGAUGGUAAGAAAGAAAGCUGCGAUAAAGAUCCUGACACAAAUCCGUUCGACGAUGUAAGGCAUUACGCUUACGAGGGAGAAGGCAAUUCAGAAGGCGAUCUAUCGUCAUUAGCCUCCUGUACUGACGAUGGAGAUCUCAAGUUUAAUUAUCUAUCUAACUUUGGGCCAAGGUUUAGAAAAUUGGCAGAUAUGUAUGGAGAAGAUCCAAGUGACGAGGAAAGUGACGGGGUUGGUGAACGAGAGAGCGAAAGCUGGUGUUGAGUUUUUCUAAAUGAGAACACCGUAGAUUUAAAAUUUCAACCCAGAAAACGCACACAGCUUGCAGAUCCGUUCCCGAUUGUGUGGUUCGUGUAAUAAUCAGGAGCAUACAUACCAUGGAUCGUUUACACUGCAGGUUUGUGCGUACCACAGCCCCAGAUUCCAGUUAAUUGGGAAAACAAAACCGAGGCUUCAUUGUACUUAAAUGACAUAAAGUGUGGUCUCAUUCAUCGAUUACUCUAGUUUUUGACGGUUGAUAAGACGAAGUUGAUGAGUGCGUAUACUACGCCAUCAAUGCAAUGUGUAAUUAACGCGCGUGGUUUAUUAGUGACGGAAUAAACUUUAUAAUUAACAUAAGUGACUAUACGGACGCUAUAUGAAUUUUGUUUACUCGCGCGGAAAGUGAUGCGUAUCUUAUACUGACCCUUAAAAUGAAUUUUUAUAUCGUGUCGAUAAAACCUAUAGCGCAUUUAUGUUAUACUUUUACACUAGAAAGUGAUAUAUGUGUGUAAGUGAGACGAGAGAAAAUAGUACGUUCAUUGAACAGUGCACGCAGAAGUGAACAUUAAAAGUUCUGGAUCAAUGUGUUCUCGUUAGUAUUCCGACGAGUUGGACAAUCGACACUUCCAUGCAUCCACGAGUCUCUCCUUUUUUUCUUUUAACUUAAUUAGUUAAACAUAUGACUACUUAUGACAUUACUUAUUGCAUUGGACAGAUUAUAAUAAGCGCGAUGCCUCAUGAGAAAUACCAGGACAGCGGCAUAAAUAUUGUAUUACGUAAACGGCUUAAUACUUCGUCGAUUAUUCUGUUCGGAGAUUACAUAUUGAGAAUAUGUAGAAUGAUGAAGAAAAACUGCCGACAUUUUUGUUAAGAUUUUUGAAAUAAAAAUCAAAGAAAAUUUACACGAAAGAAGCUAUAUAAUUCUUGUAAACCUGUUUUUUGUUUUUCUUUUAUUUUAAGCCUUUGGUUUUUAGAAGUUUUCUUUUUUAGACAUGUACAAAAAUCACUCCGUGAUUGAGUUGUUUGUUAUAUGAUUUCUCUUUCUUUCCUUUAAAUUAAAAAUAUAUACAUAAGUUGUUGGCAAAGUAUUAAGCCAAUUUUUUAAAUUAUUCAUUCAUCGAGUUAAGACGAGAGAAAGAGCUACUGUCUAUUUUGUUAAUAUUUUUUUAUAAUUGCGUAAUAGCGACGAAAUGCUAUGUGACUGACUUUAGAACUCGCCGUCUAGGAAAACUUGAGUAACUUCGUAAAGUACGCCGACUGCCAAAUUCAAGGAAACACUCUCGCUUGUACAUGCAUUAUUAGCUUUAAAGCUUUAAAGUUCUCUUUGCUACUGGAAUGUAGUAUUUGAAUAUUGUACUGUAAUUGAAUAAUGUCAGUUCAUAAAAUGUCAAUAACGUCACGGUUUGCAAUCAGUAGUCUACAACGAGAAUAUAAUUGUUGUCAAUUGAUAAAUCUGUAUUCUUGAGUUUGGCAAUCGUCAAGUCAUAAGGUUUCUAGACUAUUUUUUAUACAUACAUUAUAUAAAGAAAAAAGUACAUAUAUAUAAAUAAAGAGAGAUAUAUAUAGAUAUAAAAAAAAACUGAAUAUAAUGGUCGAGCGAUCAAUGAAGUAAUUGUAAAAGGAAAAAUAUGGACAACUCUUCUUACGGGAAUAAAGAAAGAUAGCGCCACUCUUUUAUUUAAUUUAUAUAACAUUUUAAUAAUUACAUAUGUGUGAGUAAGAAGGAAGGUGUACAUGAUGUAUGAUGCUAUGAGCAUAUGCGUAACAUCUGUAUUAUCAGGUGAGCGCGUACAAUAUUGCGUACGUAUUGUUAUAUUCGAUAUAUGUUACAAAAUGGAUAAAUAUGUAUGUGUGUGCGUUUAUAUAUAAUUUAUAUGCAUAUGUAUAUAAGCAUAUAUAGGUAUAUAUGUAUAUAUACACGUACAUAUAGCCAGAUAGCCAAAUCGAAAAGUAUUGGCUAUCAAUUUUAUUGGCAAAAUGGUAACAAAAGUGUAAUAGAAAAUUAACACAAUAUGAUAGCAGAUUGACCACCGAAAAAUGAUACAUUCUAUUUAAAUGGCUACGAAAUGACAGAUGCGCUCGAUUUCUGCUAGUGAUCUGUUGCAAUAUUCUGUUUUGAAUCUGCUAACAUAUUGCUAACAAUUUUGCGUACUGGAUAUACACGUAUAUCCAUCCUCCUUUAUACGUGUAUACUUCUCGUGAGAGUCGGAAAAGGUUAUUUCUCAUCGCAAGUUUGUCCGUAUAAUGUUAUUCCGCCAGUAGGGCUUUAUCGUUAUAAGCAACUGAUCCGAGUAUUCCAGAUAUUGCGACCGCGGGUAUAGACGACACCGAAGACGACCGACGCAUGAAGAUCGAGUGCCAUAGCGCGCUUUGGACGUUGAUCUUUCGCUUUAUUUCACGAAUAAUAACUCGUACUAGUAAGAUCAUUGUGUAUCACGGCUCGUAAAUAGCUUCGGGACGACAUAGUACAUUAUCUUCGUCAUGAAAACAUUUGUUCUUCGUGUUCUUCAUUGACUAAUCACCGUUUCAUGUUACUAACACUCAUCAUUUUCGCUAUAUCUUCAUGCGGUUAACAAGUAUUUAUGUGGACGUGGAUGCUCUUAUUUUUAAGGUUCUUAUACAAAAUAAAAGUGACAUAUGUAUUAUCUGCAUGUGGUUACGUUGAGACAUACUUUGGUACACAAAUGUUUGGUUAUUCGUGCGUUUUAAGAUUUUUUAUAACUCAUCGACGAAGAAAUAAACGCAAUGAAGAAAACGUUUGUUGAAUGUAUUUUGAUACUUGUCAUGAGGUAUACUAUAUACAUACCAUCAUUAUGGUAGAACGAAGAAUAUUGCGAUGUCCUCUUAAGAGUAUCUUCUAAGAAGUUCAAACUCGUGUUGACAAAGUCUGUACAUACAAUUAUAUUCGGUAAAUUUUCAAUAAUUCAUUCACACUUUGUGUGCAUAAGUGCAUAAAUAACCGAGAAAAAUGUUAAAUCGCGUUUUUAUACUUAAAAUAUAAAAUUAAAUCCUAGCGUAUUCUAUGCAUAAAAGCAAUCACAAUCAAAUAAUUUGAUGUUUACGAGAGAUAGCGAGAGAAAGUAGACAUCGGUAUUUGCUUUUUGUUGAUCGGAUGUUGGAAUGAACUCAACGUACCGCGCAGUCUUAAUACAUAUCGUGAAAUCCAACUCGUAUAAGGUAUGUCAUACAUGUAUAUGAUAAGAAACGUAAUUUAGGUGGACGUGUGUGAUCUCAAGAGUUGAGGAGCAGAUUUCAAACGUUCCUCUAGGAAUGUCUAUAAGCUAUUUAAGGGGCUUGCCAUUGAACAACGAUUGAGACGAGAGAUAAAAUGGAUAAAAUAUAGCCAGACAAAGGACAACAAGGAUUAUCAAUGUUAAAAUUUAACUCUUGCGCACUGCCGUGCUAUUCACUUCCUUUUUACAAUGAGGCGAUAUUUGGCAAGCGUUGUUCAAAGAUGUUACUUCAAUAUAAAGUUUAUAUGAUAAAGGUUAGUGUAAUAAUAAUUGUAAUAGAUUAAUCCGUCAAGUUGGACGUGCAACAACUAAUGCUAAAUAUUGCUCGAUUUUCUUUAAGUAUUCUGUUAAUGAGAUUAGCUCAUUAUUGUAUGCGAGGAGCAUAAGAAUUUUAUAAUUUUCUGCGAAGAAGUGUUUUUUUUUUUUUUUACUCACUUGUUAAAAGAUCCUCAAAAAGAGACUUGCCCGUAAAUGAAUCUGUAUAUAACACUUCACUUCGUAGCGCUGUAAAAAAAAAGUUAACAUUCUCAUUAUUUCUCACCAGUUUUAUACGUCUGUGUAACUGUCAUUUCUAUUAUUCACAGAGAUGAACAAUAGGUAAAAUAUAAAAAAGUUCAUAAAUGCUGUUGAUAAAUGUUUACUAAACACUGCCUUUAAGAUAGAGGAAGAUCAAGCAUUUUUUGAGACGCGAUCUUAAUAAUUAAAUCUUAAUUGGAUCUUACAAUGUACUACUCUACACUUUAAUAAAAAUGUACUGUAAAAAAAAACUCAAAUAAUUAGAUACAAAAAGAUAUAUAUACAUACGAGAUAAACAUAAUGCGCGCGCGUGUACACAAGCUUGUACAUUACUUAGAAAAAUAAGAACUAUCGUGAACCAUUUAAUAUGUGAUAAUCGACGGCAACGCAUAUGAGCGCACCAUUAUCCUUUAUCUUCGAUCCACCCUUAGCUCGAAAAGGUUCUGUGUAAUUUCUUUUUUGUAGUAAUAAAGUGAAAUUCGAAUAUA